GAUUCUGGGACUUGUAGUUCUUUACAUAACCACCGGAAGUACUUGAAGGCUAGUGCGCCAGCGAGGUCACAUUGUCCGUGUUUUGCAAUGUUUUGAACGACCCUGCCGCAAUGGAAGCUGUCAACAAAGGGGAGAUGCACCUUAGGCAUGUGGAGACUGACGUGCUCAUCCCCAAACUGAUGAGGGAGAAAGCGAAGGAGAUCUGCGCCGACAGAGUUCAAGCUUUCAACCACUGCUGCAAAGAGACGGGUUUCUUGAUGGUGGUGAAGUGCCGAGAGGAGAACGCCGCCUUGAAGGACUGUCUGACACAACACUACAAGGACCCGGCCUUUUAUGAGAUAUGUAAGCAGGAAUACAUCCAGGAAAGAACAGAGUUUGAGAGGACGGGGAUCCCUGCUAAGAAUAGGAAACAAAAACUCCCAACCAGUAUGUAAAUACCUCAGUUUUGUUGCAGUGUUUCUGUUUGAGGGCUGACAUGUGUCACAGGAACCCACGUAGGCAAGAAUUGUAUUUCAUCAAACAAACAAUGUAUGUCUACAUCAUCUUUGCAAAACAUUGACCUACAAUUGUUGUAGAUAAAAACAUUUGACUAAAUAUCAAUUACGUGUUUUAAAAAAAGAAAAGACACAGAAAAGUAUACUGAUCAUGUUUCAUGUCAUUAAAAGUGACACACAUCUAUUGUCUUAUUUCCCAAAUGGUUAUGUAAUUAUAAUUAAAAUGUUCAGGUCCAAUGUCACACAAUCAUUUUUGUAAAUUAUGCAUGCAAUAUAAUUAAUGGUGUUUUUUAUUUUAAAGAUGUUAGUAUACUUGUCAGAGUAGAGUACAUUAGAAAUGUAUUUUUCAUACUGUAUAUCUAUAUUUAGUGUUUGAGCAGCACUAUAAUGUAUGCUUAUUUUAAUAUGGGAACAAAUCUAGUAACAUUGUGAAGAAUAAUCUGCCUUUUUAUAAGGAAACUGUCUGAAGAUGUUUACUUUUUUUUCUUAACAAAUAAGCAACACAUGCUUUGUGCCGGUAUUGAUUAGCUGUUAUUUUUUGGGAAAUACAAUUAUUUCUGCAGGGUUUUAAUCUCAAACUGAACCACGUGCAUGGAAAAAAACCCAAAACUUUACACAUUGGUCUUUUCAUUUCUUUAGUUGUCAUAUUUACAAGUGCAGUAAAUCUAAAAUAGAUAUCUACUGUACAUUGCAUUUUGGUUUGCAAAUCGUUUACAGGAGUAAGAAACUGCUGCUGUAAAGUAAAAUGAAAUGCUUAUUAGAGGAAAAAAGAGAAGAGUGGUCAUGAAAGUAAAUGAAUGUCCUUUUGUACACAGUUUCUUUUCUUAGCACCCAGCUCACGUUUCUCCAGGUUAAUAUUGUCUCUCAUAUUCAACAGACAUUAAAAUAAACAAGGAAAGAUUACUCAUAGUUUGGAGUGCAAAACUGCAUUUGGCAGGGUGCUUACGGCCAUCAUGUACAUUUGACUUACACAUCUAAAUACAUUGUUCCUUCACUUGAUCAAUUCAUCUGACACGUAAAAAAUAGGACAAACGUCCCUCAUAAUGCAGAACACAUUGAUUUGAUUUACAUCAGCACAGUACAUGUUUUAAUUACACUGAGUCACAAGCUCCCUAUUGUACCCCCGCCAACCUCCCCAAAAAAAGAUAGGCAUCUGUCAGUAGUACUGCCACUAAUAUGUAAACACAAGGAAAGUUAAAGAGACAUGAGAAUUUUGGUUAUCAACUUGUUGGUGAAGUGGUGAAGAUGUGGCUGGAAUCCUGUUUUUUAGUUUAAAAUGUGUUUAAGCCUUGUUAAUGUAGCCGGCAAUUCAAACCUUGUUGAUCAAAUCGGAUCUCAAAGCUCUUUGUCACGCAUCAGCAUUUCUGUUUUACAUGCAUGGGUUGGAAGUAUCGCACGCAAAUAGUGAUGCACAAUAAACACACCAAACUAUGAGCAGUGGAAAAC
Molecule: messenger RNA, 1940 nt
Organism: Entelurus aequoreus (snake pipefish)
Lineage: Eukaryota; Metazoa; Chordata; Actinopteri; Syngnathiformes; Syngnathidae
Gene: cmc1
Product: C-x(9)-C motif containing 1
Exons: 4
Coding region: 111-434 (107 amino acids)
Cellular component (GO): mitochondrion
Source: RefSeq, a predicted model, not a curated record